This is a messenger RNA of Triplophysa rosa, 2643 nucleotides long. RefSeq names its product BTB/POZ domain-containing protein 9-like. The transcript has 10 exons. Gene Ontology annotation, molecular function: protein binding. Bases 95 to 1870 code for a protein of 591 amino acids. Gene Ontology annotation, biological process: circadian behavior; adult locomotory behavior; modulation of chemical synaptic transmission. Lineage: Eukaryota; Metazoa; Chordata; Actinopteri; Cypriniformes; Nemacheilidae. The record is from RefSeq and is a predicted model, not a curated record.
AGACACACAUCAACAUCCGGGUCGCGGAAUUUCGGACGGAAGUCUCUGUAUGUGUCUGAAGAUGGUCUGAUGUUAUUCCCGCAGAUGUGCGGUGAUGAGCAGCAACAGUCACCCUCUGCGGCCCUUGAGCUCGGUGUCGGAGAUCGAUCAUGUGCACCUGCUGUCCGAGCAGCUGGGCUCUCUGGUGUCCGGCCACGAGUACAGCGAUGUCACGUUCAUCGUGGAGCAGAAGCGCUUUCCGGCGCACAGGGUCAUUCUCGCCGCACGAUGCCAUUAUUUCAGGGCUCUUCUGUAUGGAGGAAUGAAGGAGUCACAGUCUCAGGCCGAGGUGUGUUUGGAGGACACUCGAGCAGAAGCGUUUGGGAUGUUGCUCCAGUAUCUGUACACGGGAAGAGCCAGUCUCAGCUCGGCGCGGGAGGAGGUUCUGCUGGACUUCCUGGGUCUCGCCAACCGUUACGGCCUGCAGCUGCUGGAGGACUCCACGUCAGACUUCCUGCGAACCAUUCUGAACACGCACAACGUUUGUUUGGUGUUCGACGUGGCCAGUCUGUACUCGCUAAACUCUCUGGUCGCCGCCUGCUGCUCGUACAUGGAUCGACACGCUCCGGACGUCCUGACCUCCGAUGGCUUCUUAACGCUGUCUAAGGGGGCUCUCUUGACGGUCGUUCGGCGAGACUCGUUUGCGGCCAGCGAGCGGGAAAUCUUCCAGGCUUUGGCUCGCUGGUGUCGGCAGAAUUCUGAGGGGACGGCCAUGCAGGACGUGAUGUCAGCAGUGCGUCUGCCCCUCAUGACUCUGACGGAGAUGCUGAACGUGGUACGUCCCUCGGGUCUGGUCAGUCCGGACGAUCUCCUGGAUGCCAUCAAGACGCGCUCUGAGAGCCGUGAUAUGGACCUGAACUAUCGCGGCAUGCUCAUUCCCGAGGAGAACAUAGCCACCAUGAAGUACGGUGCUCAGGUGGUGAAAGGAGAGCUGAAGUCUGCGUUGCUGGAUGGAGACACUCAGAACUACGAUUUGGACCACGGAUUCUCAAGACACCCCAUAGAGGACGACGGGCGUGCGGGGAUUCAGGUCAAACUUGGCCAGGCUUUUAUCAUCAACCACAUCCGCAUUCUCCUGUGGGACCGAGACAGUCGGUCGUAUUCAUAUUACCUCGAGGUGUCUGUGGAUGAGCUGGAUUGGGUUCGAGUUGUGGAUCACUCAAAGUCCCUGUGCAGGUCCUGGCAGAAUCUGUACUUCUCUGCACGCGUGUGCAGGUACGUGCGAAUUGUGGGAACACACAACACAGUUAAUAAAGUCUUCCAUCUGGUGGCUUUUGAAUGCAUGUUCACUAACCGUUCCUUCACGCUGGAAAAGGGGCUUGUGGUGCCCAGUGAAAACGUGGCCAGCAUCUCAACGUGUGCCAGCGUGAUCGAGGGCGUGAGUCGCAGCAGAAACGCCCUGCUGAACGGAGACACGCGCAACUACGACUGGGAUUCAGGUUAUACGUGUCACCAGCUGGGCUCCGGGGCCAUCGUUAUUCAACUGGCUCAGCCUUACAUCAUAAGCUCUUUACGGCUGUUGCUCUGGGACUGCGAAGAACGCUCGUACAGUUACUACAUCGAGGUCUCCACCAAUCAGCAGCACUGGACGAAAGUCGUGGACCGAACGCAAGUAGCCUGUCGAUCCUGGCAGACGCUGACCUUUGACAAACAACCCGCAUCGUUCAUUCGGAUUGUUGGAACGCACAACACUGCAAAUGAGGUUUUUCACUGUGUGCACUUUGAGUGUCCCACACAGUUUGAAGCCGGAGUCGUGGAGGUCAGCCCGGGACACGCUCAACCUGCCGGCCCGCCCCCUGCUCAGCCUCCAUCAUCAUCAUCACACGUCUAACACUCGAUGUGAAAGAGAUUCGGUCCACAGAAUAGCACUUGUCUGAUUGUCGCAGGUCGUGUAAUAAUCAUGACACUUUGGGUUUCUGAAUAAGCUAAUCUUUUGUUAUGAAGAGAUUUGUAUGUUUUUGAUUUGUUAUUUAUUAUUAAGUAGUUGAUCUUGUGUAUGUCAGUUAUUCUAAUAGCAUCAUAAAACUCAUUUUAUUUAUUUAGAGACGUGUGCUUUGGUUUAGUACUUGUUUUGCAUUUAUUGUUUUCUGAAGAUCGCACUGUAGAAGUUAUAGAAGGUUGAACAAGCUGUUGAGACGCAUUCCAAUUAAAUCACCAUCCUUAAUAAAUCCGACUAAAAUGCACAUUUAAACGAGUUCAGUGUUGUGUUUUAGACUUUAAAUAUGCUGAUAUUUACACUAGAAAUAGAUUUGACUUUUAUGUAGUUUUGUUAGUUUGAUGCUAAACAUUAUUUGCUCAACAUGUGAUUCUCUAAACCAGUCUUCCAAGAUUUAGUAAGAGAGCUUCUCUGUGAUGCUUUGAUUCGGGUCGGACUGAAUUCUGAUGUGCACAUUUUUGCAAAGCUGUAAAUAGCAUUUCAUGUGCAUAUUCAUCUCUGUUUUUAUUAUCAGAACUUAUAAAUAAAGUGUUUUGCAAACUAUACUGGCUGAUGUGAGUACUGUCAUUUUGAAUAUAGCAAUUCACAAACCCUAUGGUAGUCAUGAAAAUAGCAGCUAUUUGUGUUACUAUCUAAACUGACGUCAUCCUAAAGUGAAACUGUUUUAA